AUGGCCCUGAAAGGUGCAAAGAGGAAUGCCCCAGGCUCUGCUGGUAACAAAUUUUGUACCCCGGAUCACAGAGCUUCAUUCUUUGGACUACGUACAGUCCUAGCGGAGAGCCAUGCACAGGGAGACGAUAUGCACGACACUUCAUACCCCGUAUUGUCGAUACCCGUAGAUGGAAACAGCACUGUCACUCCACCACCUACUCCGACCGACUCACGUCCAAGUACUUCUACAGCACUGACACCUACAUUCCAAACAGUUGAGGUUGUAGGGAUGUUUAGGGAUAUUGCUAGGAGGAUGGAUGAGCAUCAAAGAGAUACUCAUUUGUGGCUUGAACGACUAGAGGAUUUUGUGUAA
Messenger RNA from Ilex paraguariensis (yerba mate), 354 nucleotides. The record is from the annotation of a GenBank genome assembly. NCBI's taxonomy places the organism in Eukaryota, Viridiplantae, Streptophyta, Magnoliopsida, Aquifoliales, Aquifoliaceae.